AAACUACUUUUAAAUUCAGACGAAUUACCACAAUUGCAGACCACAAUUCUUGCGCCUCAUAAAAAUGUGUGCACAUUUUUUAACACCUCUUCACUUUUCAAGGAUAAAAAAUGACAAGUGGGGACCUGAACACCACCUGACACUGGUUCCCGGUAAAUCCUAUGACCAAUUGACUUAAUAUACACUUUUGACGAUUACGAACUAUGUACUUAUUCUGUACAAUUCAAACAGCUGAAAAAAUUUACGACUAUUACUGUAAAUGUACAUAUUAUGUUUCGCCAAGGUCGCAAAUGAGUCCACACUCUUACUCAUUAUCAGUUCUGGUCAUGAAGCAGUUUUGUAUCGAAGCGAAAAAAUUGUACCAAAGAGACCCCAAAAUAAAGCGCGAAGAUGUGAAAAUUUUGCAGCAGUGGUUGAAAAAACAGCCGCAUUUACCACAACUAGAAGAAUCGCAAAUCAUCAUCUUCCUCCACAGCUGCUACUACAGCAUCCAAGCAACCAAAAAAACCAUUGAUUACUACUUUACUGCAAGAACGCUGCAUCCAGAGCUGUUCCACUACCCCACCGAUGACGUCAUCAAACGAGCUUGCUCUAUAGGUUUUAAGAAUUUUCUUCCGAAGAAAACCCCUGAAGGUUAUACAGUUUUCUUUUCUGGUUUACUCGAUUAUAGUACCGACAACUACAACUACAAUAAUGAGGUACUCUUAACGAAUUUGCUGCACUCGUUACGUAUACACCAACAUGGGUUCUCGGAUGGGCUGAUUGUAGUGAGUGACUGUCAGGGGGGUACUUUGGGGCACUUGGCUAGGGUGAAUUUCGCCUCGCAGAAAUGCAUGCUUGACUUUAUGCAGGAAGGUACUCCGCUUAGAUUGAAAGGGUUCCACAUGAUCAACGCUGUCCCUUUCUUGGAUAAAGUAAUGGCCAUGAUUAAACCACUGAUAAGCGCUGAGUUAUUUAAAAUGAUACACAUUCAUCCAACUCUUGACAGUCUGUACGAAUACGUCCCGAAGGAAUGUUUGCCCGAGGAUUACGGAGGAGAACUUCCUUCGCGACUAAUGUUGCAAAAAGAAAUGGAGAAAACCGUUUUCGACAACGUGGAUUUUUUCAAAUGGCACGAUUCCCAAAUUGUCGAUGAAUCGAAAAGAAUCGAAAAAUCGAAAAUUGUGCACAUGGCGUCUGGACUCGAGGGAACUUUCAAGAAGCUUGAAAUUGAUUUCUCAAGGCAAAAUUUCAGCCUCUUUAAUAAAUUUAACUUUGAAGUCAUACAGUGUUCGACAAUGAGUGAAUUAUGCAUUGCUCCGGCACAGUUGUACGGAAGAGACAACAAACUAAAACGUGAGGAUGUAAAAAUGUUACAAAAAUGGCUACAAAAGCAGCCACAUUUGCCGCAACUGUUAGAGUCGCAAGUGAUCAUUAUCCUCCACAGCUGCUACUACAGCAUUGAGGCAGCCAAAACCGCCAUCGACAAGUAUUUCACCAGAAAAACCCUCUACCCACACAUCUUCCAUUGCCCUAGUGAAGACACACUAAGAAACACCGCUUCGCUUGUAAUGAGCAAAGUCCUUCCUAAGAAAACCCCCGAAGGAAAUACAGUUUUUCUAACACGAAUGCUCGACUACAAAGUCGAAAACUACAACUUCCUCAACCUAAUCGUCGUGGUGAACUGUGUGCUGACAGCACAUCUUCAUCGUCAUGGGUUCGUCGACGGACUCGUCGCCGUGUUGGAUUUCAAAGGAGGCAGUCUGGGGCAUGUAGCUCGAGUGAAUCUGCCUGUUUUGAAGCAGAGUAUUCUACACUUGCAGGAAGGUUCAGCUGUCAGAGUCAAGCAAAUGCAUAUCGUCAAUGUGCCUUCCUUCAUCGACAAAGUCUUGGCUUUGUUGAAACCGUUGAUGAAUGCUAAGCUUUUUGAAAUGUUCCAGCUUCAUCCUUCUAUUGAAACUUUGUAUAAGUAUGUACCUAAAGAGUGUCUGCCGGAGGAUUAUGGUGGGGAACUGCCGUCGUGCAAAUCGAUGACAGGGGAAACGAUCGAGGAACUUCUGGAAAACAUAGACCUCCUAAGAUGGCACGAUUCCCAGAGGGUCGACGAAACGAAGAGAGUAGGAGGAACGAGUAGUUUAAAGUCUGGUUUUGGGAUGGAAGGAAGUUUCAAGAAACUAGAAAUCGAUUAACAAUUACGUAAUAAAUUAGUAAAGACACUAGCGUGUGGGAGCUGUUAUUGUUAAUACAUUAAUUAUAAAUUAUGUAAAGAAUGUCUUUAAAUAAAUAUAACACAAAACGA
This is a messenger RNA of Zophobas morio, 2278 nucleotides long. RefSeq lists its product as uncharacterized. Gene Ontology annotation, cellular component: membrane. The coding region runs from base 204 to 2168 and encodes 654 amino acids. The transcript has 11 exons. Gene Ontology annotation, molecular function: phosphatidylinositol bisphosphate binding. The record is from RefSeq and is a predicted model, not a curated record. Lineage: Eukaryota; Metazoa; Arthropoda; Insecta; Coleoptera; Tenebrionidae.